CUUUACAUUUUUUUUUAAAGGACACCGUGGCACAUUGCAUGUGUUCGACAAACUGCGCAACACGCGUUGCAUAAUAUAUUUCUUCCCAAAUCGUCAAUAUAAACCGGAAAUUUGUGCGUAAAUAAUUAUCCCAAAUCAAGGACUCAGUGAUUUUAUCCGCAACCAAAAAGUGUCAAAGAGCAAAACAAAACAAAUCAAGAUGGCUUCUGAGGGCCCUACUAUUUUGAUAUAUGUACAAGAGCAGUGCGAUUUGUGUGACGAACCAAUCCUCUUCCAAUGCGGCGAAUGUCGAAUCAAAUUGUGCAGUUCUUGUGCAAACGAACACCAGUUACAUGAGUCGAAACACGACAUCAAACCUUAUGUGAGCGAUAAAAGUAAACUUAAAAGCAUUUCCGUCCUCUGCAAAAUCCAUGUGGACUGGAUGUGUGGGUUAUAUUGCCAAGACUGCGAGGUUCCGGUUUGUGAACAAUGCAUCACAACUGGUCACCAUGGCUACCACGAUCUGAAGAAUACUCAAGAUCUACUUCAAGAAAAAAGAACAAUUAUCAAUCUUGACACGAAAGAAAUGGAAAAUAUUCUAGAAACUCAACUGGUAAAUAUUCAGAAACGCCUGGAUGUCCUUGCUUGUACAAGUCCAUCCAAAUAUGAAGAUCUAGAAGAGGCUGUCCUUCAACAUGGUAAGAAAUGGCAUGAUGCCGUUGAAAAAGUUGUGAAAACGUUUGUUUCUGAGAUUCAAAGAAUGAAAAACGGAGAAAAAGAUAUCCUGAAUAAGUUAACACAAGACAUAGUGAAUCUCAUUUGCAACACCGAAAACAAUAUGAAGUUGAACAAAGAAAUGAUUGAAGCAUUUGAAGCCGAGAAAAUUCUGGGUUACAAAACAAAAUCUGAAGGUAUUCGAAGUAAAAUACCUGAAAUCAAUGUUCCAAACCCUUCAUUUACUGAAUUUGAAGUCACUGAAAGCAAAAUAGUGCAUGAAAAUUUUGGAGUUUUAAAAACUAAGGUGAUGUCCAUUGAUGACGAAAGGAGGAAAUCUAGAGAGAUGGUCCAAACGUAUGUUGAUCAACCAACCGUUCCUAAACUGGUGGAGAAACUGACCCAGCUGAGAACUAUUGAAACUGGCUUAAGUGCAGUGUAUUCCUUGUCGUGCAUGGAAAACAGCGAGUUGUGGGUCCAUGGAACAGACAAUUCGAUCGUGCGAAUCGACAGACGAAACAAGAAAUUAGAACGAAUCAAAACGAUGUCUUUUGACGGAAACGUUGGAAUAACAUUAAACGGAGAAGGAGAACUUGUAUACACGGAUUUUGAAGACAGAAGCGUGAACAUCUUGAAGAAGUCACAGACUCAUGCAGUUAUAAGAUUGUCAGGGUGGAAACCAAGGGACGUUUGUGUGACAAUGGAAGGGGAUUUGCUGGUCAGUAUGAGCAGCGAUGACGAACACAGAGCAAGAGUUGUGAAAUAUAGGGGUACGAAGUCUGUACAAGAGUACCAUCAUGACCUCAAAGGACGGCCAUUGCUUCCCGCGGGAGACACAGCUCUUCACGUAACAGAGAACAAGAAUUGGGACGUCUGUGUGGCGGUUACCUCCGCGCAAGUGGUCGUGGUCUUGAACGGGCUUGGGGCUGUCAGGUUCAAAUACAGCGACAAGUCUGGAAAGAAAGAGUUUCGUCCAAUGGGAUUAGCCACUGAUAGUCAGUGCCAUAUUCUGGUCACCGAUUAUUUCAACAGUCGCGUGCAAGUCAUCGACAAGAAUGGAAAAUUAUUACGUAACAUUGAAGGACACGGUAUUUAUCUGCCAUUGAGUGUCUGUGUCUGCAAUUACGAUACCAUAUACAUCGGUGACAGCACGGGCAAAAUUAAGCAGAUACAGCACUUGAAAUGAAGACUUGUUUUAUGAAAACUUUUGCCAACUAACCAGGCCUGCCGAUCAUUCCACUGUUCUGCAGAUUUUAAUAUCUCCAAGCAAAAAUAUUGAACAAAAUUCAAAUGGCUAAUUUUGAGUUUAUCAACAAAGGAAUGACAGAUAAUAUUAAUAUUACAUCUCCAUAUUGACUUUGAAUCAAGGAAGUCAGACUUGGAUUUAAACCAACACCUGAAAAAGUUUUGCUUCGUUGUCCAUUCCGAUUCAAUGUUUGAUGAUGACUUCAUUGUUAUUUUGGAAACAAAGAGAGUACUUUUUCCGCCAUGCAACUCAGUUUUUUGGUCCAAUGCAAUUGAAGUUUAUUAUUCAAGUUUCACUGUAGUGGAUUUUUUAAAUAUCUGAAAAUGGAUUUCUUGCAUAUAUAAACAGUGUACAUCUGCCAUGAAAUAAAAAGUUGAAUUUUAUGGUAAUAAUAACUUACUUAAGCAAGGUUAUUACCGCUAGAGUCAAAGAAUGACUAAAAAAAUUAUUAACAAAAGAAAUUAUUUUAAUGUAGACAUGAUAAACAAUGAUAAUAAAACAUGUUGUCUUCAAAACUUACGUGUAGUAUUAUUGUAUUAGAACCAUUUUAACAAGAG
Magallana angulata is the source of this 2496-nucleotide messenger RNA. RefSeq names its product E3 ubiquitin-protein ligase TRIM71-like. The transcript has 2 exons. Bases 200 to 1879 code for a protein of 559 amino acids. The record is from RefSeq and is a predicted model, not a curated record. Gene Ontology annotation, molecular function: zinc ion binding; protein binding; ubiquitin protein ligase activity. Gene Ontology annotation, biological process: proteasome-mediated ubiquitin-dependent protein catabolic process; protein polyubiquitination; negative regulation of translation. Lineage: Eukaryota; Metazoa; Mollusca; Bivalvia; Ostreida; Ostreidae.